AUGAAAGCAAAAAUUUCAGAAAUAAACGAAAACAUAAAAAACGCCAAAAAAUUCUUUGAAAACAGUAAUCAAUUUAAAGAAGGGUUCAAACCGCAAGUAAAAAUGCUAUUAAAUGAGAAUGGAGAAUUAGUUACGGAUAAAGGAGAAUUAGUAGAGUUAUUUAAAAAAUAUUUCGAAAUACUAUUAAACAAACAAGAUAGCACAAAUGAUGAAAUAAUGUACCAUAUUGCAGAACCUGAUAUCCGAGAACCCGAACAAGAAGAAGUAGCAAGAAUAAUAGAAACACUAAAAAACUACAAAUCACUUAUUUUUAUUUUUAUAUUAUUGUAG
Messenger RNA from Cinara cedri, 330 nucleotides. The record is from the annotation of a GenBank genome assembly. Lineage: Eukaryota; Metazoa; Arthropoda; Insecta; Hemiptera; Aphididae.